UACUGCUCAGUGACUUCACCGUCUGGUCAUUGAAUAUUCAUUGAAAAGCCACGGGAGGUCUGCGUUUACGACAGAGUGCGUGCGCGUGGUGGGAAUGGUAGCAAGAUGGCGGCGUUGAAGGAGGAGCAGUGCUACGGACUGUCCUGUGGAAGAGUGAGCAAUGGCAGCAAUGUCUCCGUCUUUCACGUCAAACUCACUGACAGCGCGUUGAGAGCGUUUGAAGGUUACCAGAGCAGCAAGGGCCUUUCAUCACAGCCAUUGAUCCGAUUUACUGGAAACCAAGGGAAAAUUUCAAUACCACGGUCAGACAAUCCAAAUGAAUUGCGAACGUUUACCUUCUACCUGUCUAAUGUGGGCAGAGAUAACCCCCAAGGCAGUUUUGACUGCAUCCAGCAGUACAUCACCAGUGAGGGGAGCAUUCAGCUGGAUUGUCUGGGUGGCAUCCAGGACAAGAUAACAGUAUGUGCUACAGACGACUCCUACCAGAAGGCCAGGCAAAGCAUGGCUCAAGCUGAGGAGGAGACCCGCAGCAGGGGUGCCAUCGUCAUCAAGCCUGGAGGAAGAUAUGUUGGUAAGAAGGUUCAGAUCCGGAAACCAGCUCCUGGCCUCUCGGACAUUGCCCCGUCACGGCGGACAUCUCGGCCAGUCAUCAUCUCCAGCAGCACGCUAAAGAAGAGCACGACGCAGCAGAGACCGCUCCGAGAGCGCCUCACACACCUGCUGGCCCUUAAGCCCUACAAGAAGCCUGAGCUCAUCCUCAGACUGCAGAAAGAUGGCCUAUCACAAUCAGACAAGGAUUCCCUGGACAGCCACCUGCAACAGGUGGCUAACUUGAAUGCAAGAGACAACACCUUCACAUUGAAGGACUCUUUGUUUAAGGACAUUCAGAAGGACUGGCCGGGCUACACCGAGGGAGACCAGCAACUUCUCAAGAGAAUCCUUGUUCGGAAGUUGUGCCAGGCCCAAAGCACCCCUGCCCCUCCAGCGGAGACCCCAAUGAGCCCGCCCAAAGAGCUGGCCAGCAACUCCCCAUCUCAGAAACGGCCUGCUGCGGACUUCAUCGACCCUCUUGCCAACAAAAAGCCCAGGAUAUCACACCUCGCUAGCAAGGCAGCAGCAGCGCCAAUCAAUGGCAAGCUCAGCUCGUCCAACGGGAGAGAGGCAAGUGGAACACAGGCGGGGUCGGUGGUGGCGGGGGCGGCUGUGGCGGGGGCGGCGGUGGCAGUGUCUGCGUCGGAUAGCAUGGUGACAUCCAUCUCUCAGCCACUCCCUCUGCUGGACAUCCCUCGACCUUACGACCCACUCUCAGAUGUGAGCAACGAUUCUAGCCACAACGGGCGGGAUUGUGAGAGUCAGGAAUUAGCAGUGUCUGAAAGGCUCGGCCAGCCACUGUCAGCCUUCUCGGGGUCCAUGGUGCUCACUGUGCCCAGCAUUGGCACCUCAUCCCCUGGACUAACAGCCCUGGAUGGGCCUCGUGACAAGAGCCCCUCAUCCUUACAUGGCAAGUCCAAGAAGAAGUCAAAAAAACAUAAAGACAAGGAGAAGACCAAAGAAAGGGAGAGGGAGCAGGAGAAGGAAAAGGAAAAGGAGAGGAAGGCUGGUGAGGAACAAAUGCCUGAGCCUGAUCAGGCCUGUGAGAUCAGCUCCAGCCCCGAAAACCUCAAGAGCAACAGUAUUCCACACAAAAGCACAGAUCUGAAUGGAAUGUGCAACAGCACCAGUAUUCGUUCGUCAUCAUCUGACAUGGCAGACUAUUUAACGAAGUACACAGUGAUUGGCUCCCAGGAGCAGCGUCAGAGCUAUAAAAAUGACUUCAACGCCGAGUACAGUGAGUACCGGGGCCUGCAUGCCCGGAUUGAGGGCAUCACUCGGCAGUUCACUGUGCUUGACUCUGAGCUCAAGCAGCUCCAGCAAGGCACAGACAAGUACAAGACAAUCCACAAUCAGAUACUCCAAGAGUAUCGUAAAAUAAAAAAGACUAAUCCAAAUUAUAGCCAAGAGAAGAAUCGCUGUGAAUAUCUACACAACAAACUGGCACAUAUAAAGAAACUUAUUGCCGAGUACGAUCAACAGCAACUUCAAAACUGGCAAACUGGCGCUAGUUAGACAUUGUUCCCCUGUUAUCUCUGGAAACCAGACAGAGAAAGGAAAACUUUGGAUUCCGGUUGCUCUGAAAAGUACUUAUGAAAGAUGCCAUGAAGGGAGUAUUCCCCUCAUUGGGGCCAAAAGCACUAGUGAGGACAAAGCAGAACAUAUGAUCUUCUUUCUCUCUCUCCCUCUCUCCUUUUUUUUUUUUUUUUUUUUUUUGGAAGAUAGGACUGAGGCUGCUUUGGCCAGGUCCCUCCGUGUAGCUACACUGCAUCCAGAAACAGAUCCUGUGUGGCUUUGUUUUUCUCAGCACCCUACCCCCUUACAGUGCACAGAGGUCUGUCAAAGAGUAGACAAGGAAAAGUCCCAUUCUUUGGCGAUCACCUAAUAAUCUCUCCUGGUUUGGAGGUUGGAGGGAAGGGGACACUGAGGUGGAAUCUGCAUUACAGUAUGUAUGCCAAAUGCAAAUCAUUUUUGUUUUGAGUACAGAAAAGAUAAAUUAAAUGGAUGCUAUAUCAGUUUUUCCCCAUAUACUUAAAUGGAUGGUUCUGAUGCUGAAUUUAUUUUACUGUUUUUCUUUUUUAUUUAUUUUUUGACACACAUAGGGGUAAUGAGUCUGUUAGAAUUUUACACUCCUCUCAAUAUCAGUACUAAACAGCAGUGUCUCUUGUUUUUUGUCUUCACAUCUUGAAUGUCAGUAUUUUAUUCAAAAGCUGCCUUGGCUAUUUAAUUGUCAAUCUUUUGCAGUUUAUUUUCUCUUUUAAAGAGAUUCAGAUAUCCCUAUCAAAAUAAUAAAUAAUAGUGCUACUAAAUGGGCACAGUCAAGCACAGGUGCCUAUGCUUGGCUUUUCUUAAAUCAUGUGCAGAUGUCUUAACAAGGGGUUGUGUUUAAGAGCUGCCCCUCUGUCAGCAAUUUGAUGGCUGAGUGUGAAAUUUAGUCCCUCUGAGUCGUUACAAGCUGUGGGGCUUGUUCAUCAGACAAUUACAGCCGUGGUCCUCGGUUUUGGGUCAUCAUAUUUCAGCAAUGGGGAUGAAACACGAGACUAUGUUUAGCUCUUAAUUGGUCUUCUUUUCCAAUCAUGAUAAUUUCUGUAGCAAUACAACUAUUCAAAGUUAUCUGAAGAGUCCAUUGCCAACUCUACUCUUUAGAAACAUGCUUCAGAAGAUCCUCUAAUUGUAACAUGAUUCAAUGUCAGAAUGUGCAGAGAUUCAAUUUGGGUUAAACCAGAGAUCUAAUAUACCACGAGUUACUAUCAUUGUAACUUUGUAUUAUGUUAAAGUUUUGUUUACAAUGUAUAUAAAAAGAUCAAAUCUUCUGUUUUAUCUGCUCAUCACCCACAAUGAUAGUCACCGAGGCGACUGUUAAUAUGAAGCCAUCCACAGUCAUCUUCCAAGUGGAGCCUGGUGGGCCUCCUGCAGGGCCACUGUUCUUAGGGCCUCCCAGAGAAGGAAUCUGUGAUUGGUAGUUUUGCCUUUUCAAAUGUGAUGUCAGAUAUUCACAAGGAUGACCUUGAUCGUUGAUCAGAUCAGCACCCCUCUCUGACAAGUGUUGUGAAGAUCCACUCUGAGAACAUAUUUGAAGACAAAUUGGAAAUGCUGUACUAGAACUCACCUGACAAACUGAUGGAGUUUGGUUUAGUCAGCAAAUGCAUUUCUUAUUUUGACCUUUUUAUGUGAACAAGAAAAAUCAGCACUUUUCCUUCUAAUCUUGCUGUUACCUGGGGUUUUGUCCAAAUGAGACUUUUCUCUUUGUCCAUCGGAGUGCAUGCUUUAUGAAUGUGUUACAGCAAACAGUAUUUUUAUCUUUACUUGAAAAAACUGCCCAAGGAUACAAAUCCAAGCAAAGACCGAGUCCAACUGAACUAUCAUGUAAUCAAUUAGAUGUGGCUCUGACCAGCAUGUAUACCAAAGUGCUUACUGAGUUGGGUGAGACAAAUGCACCCCUGGAAGUUGGCAAAGGAACAUAAACCAUGUCACAGUAUUCCUUGCUGCAGUUUUAAGUUUAAAAAUUAUUCUGUGAUCCAUAAUAUUGAUCUUCCAGAGGAAAUCCCAUUCAAUCCUUUGUCUUGAGAAGUUGAAAGGACUCUCCUUCAUUUCAGAUGUUAUCUGCAUGACUGGGCUCAGACAUUUCAAUGUGAUGAAAGGUUUUCAAGCUCAUCGUUUUUCAAAUGCAAACACUACACAUGGCCAACGCUCAGAGAUCCAUCACAACAAUGCUGAAUACUACUGGGUCUAGACUGAGUUUGGAUCUGGGUACGAAGGAUGACUGCAUGGGAGGGGAAGGAGCGGGGCCAGAGCAGUUUGGGGGGGCAUGUGAACUUGAAUGUUUUGUGACCAGAAUCAAUACUCAGCAUCGCCCAGUACUGCAACCCUUUAAAAAAAAAAAACAAAAAAGGCUGCUUUUCACCAUUCUUAUUGUGCAUUGUUUUCUAGAGACAUUCUGAUAUGAUUACUGUAUUACACCUCCAUUUUGAACCAGUUAUUCAUCAGUAAAGAUGGUAAAGACAUUUUGCUCAGAUGCGGAGCAGAUUGUUUGAAAGAAACGAUAUGCCAGCACAGAAAUACAAUUGUAUGAGUUGAUUGUGCCAAAUGACCUGUUGUAUAGGUUUUUUUCUUUGAUUAUACACAUGCUGCUGUAUAAGCAAAGAGGGCUUUGGUGAAGAGUCGUCUGAGAUGUUGGCGCUAAAAUCCAAAGCACGCUUUUUGAAACCAUAAGGGACUGGGACUGAAAUUGAUCUUUAUUUCAAUAAAAUUCUUUCAAAUUCUCAUUUGUGAAAUUCUGAA
This is a messenger RNA of Myripristis murdjan (pinecone soldierfish), 4872 nucleotides long. RefSeq names its product elongation factor RNA polymerase II (gene ell). The transcript has 12 exons. NCBI's taxonomy places the organism in Eukaryota, Metazoa, Chordata, Actinopteri, Holocentriformes, Holocentridae. The coding region runs from base 106 to 2106 and encodes 666 amino acids. Gene Ontology annotation, biological process: transcription elongation by RNA polymerase II; snRNA transcription by RNA polymerase II; positive regulation of transcription elongation by RNA polymerase II. The record is from RefSeq and is a predicted model, not a curated record. Gene Ontology annotation, molecular function: cis-regulatory region sequence-specific DNA binding. Gene Ontology annotation, cellular component: transcription elongation factor complex.